Molecule: messenger RNA, 8336 nt
Organism: Daldinia decipiens
Lineage: Eukaryota; Fungi; Ascomycota; Sordariomycetes; Xylariales; Hypoxylaceae
Product: armadillo-type protein
Exons: 2
Coding region: 115-8115 (2666 amino acids)
Cellular component (GO): nucleolus; small-subunit processome; 90S preribosome
Source: RefSeq, a predicted model, not a curated record
GUUUUCUUUCGCGAUGCGACUUGCAGUGGGGCAAGAAUACCUAGGUUCUACCUAACCAUCCAAACCAAUUGCAAGAGCGGCAAGCACCUUUUUCCUUUCUAUACUCAACGGGGAAUGGUAGCCAAGAUGCGCUCGACGCAGUCAGGACGUAUAGUAAAGUCCUCCCGAAAGGGGGGAGGGACUCCUCACCAAAAGAAUCAUCGAUGGGAGUCUUUCACUACAAAGAUCUCCAAGCUACAUUCUCUCGAUCCUCUCCGAAGAGUACGACGACAUGACCUCGAAACCGAAGACCUCGAAGCAACUACUUCCUACUUCCGAAAUGGUAUGGAGAAAUGGGCCGAUAUCAAUAUAUCCAAGGCUUUUACUUUCUUCCGGCGAGAGGUGCGGCCCUUCUGCGACAGCCUGCCUCAGAUUCUACAUUUCGAGGAUAAGAUCAUGGAGUUAUUGGUAAAAUACAUAUCAAUGCAUGAUCCGGAGUCCCUAGAACCUCUCCUAGAUCUACUUACGGCAUUGGCACACGAUCUGGGUACUCGUUUUGAGAAGCACUACCCGACUGCUUUGUCCCUAAUCACUGGGAUCGCGAGCCGACACCAAGAUGCUGCAGUUACAGAAUGGACCUUUGGCUGCUUAGCUUUUCUCUUCAAGUAUCUGUCGAAGCUCUUAGUACCAGAUAUCCGACCAACUUUCGACGCCUUGGCGCCACUACUGGGCAAAGCUCGAAAUCCUCCCCAUAUUGCUCGAUUCGCCGCCGAAGCGUUAAGCUUCCUCGUCAAGAAAGCUGCCGCGCCUGCAAAUCGAGACAAAGCCUUGCCCCUACUAAUCGAACACGCUAGAUUAGAUCUCGAAGGUAGUAGGGAUAGUCGGCAAUUCGGACUAUAUCAUCAUGGACUUAUGACUAUGUUUGCUGAGGCUAUUAAAGGCCAAGGAUAUGCUAUCCAUACGAGCGGGCCCGAGAUCAUCAAAUCGCUCAUAAAAUCUGUUCCCAAUAACGAAUGUAUUUCUUCAGAUCCGGUAACAUGGACUGAUCUUGUUUCUGGUGUACUUGUUAGUACUGUUCAUCAUACGACUGCUGAAACGUUUAAGCCUAUUCCACAACUCGUAGCAGAUAUUGCAGCUGAAGACGACAGUUGUGCUAGUUACCCGUUACGCAAUUGUCUAUAUGUUAGGAUCAUGGGAACUAUAUGCGGUGUUCGAAAAGGUAGUCGCAUUAGAGAUUGGUCGACGGUUCUCAACUGCUUAUUGGAAUCCCUCAAGGCUCUCUCGAAAGCCCCAAAUAGCCUUGAGGAUAUCGACUCAUCUGCUAUAUGGCAGCAGCUCAUGGUCAAUAUAGCUAUCGUUUGGCAACAGGCCAAGAUGGACUCCAUCAUUCCAUGUAUUACCGAUUUCGCGAUCGUUAUGACUCGGGAGCCUCUGAUGAGAUGGUUCAUACCAUUUUGUUCCUAUUUCUCCGAUCUCGAUUCUACUAAAUUCCGUAGCCUUUUACUGAAACAAUUUCAAAAAUUUAUUGUGACGCAUUGGUCUGAGGGUUCUAAUGAGGAAAUGUUGUGCAUAUUUCUACCGCGGAUGGUAGAAUCUCGUGCCCUGCCUUCGGUCACAGAACCUGAGAGCUUUUCUCUCCCGCAAUCCUGGCAGGAUCAGAUUGUUACCAAGUUCGAACGUCUGGAGAUUUCCCCGUUCCCCGAGCAAGGGAAUUCGAGUGGAUACGACAAAGACCCGAAAACAUGGCGGGAUAAAUGCUUACCUAAAUACUUGGGUCUUCUUCAUGUCCUGGAGGCAACCACGGUUCGGCCUUCUACGAAUGGUCCCAUCGCAGAGCUGUUGUUGAGGAAACUCAAGCUUGCGCUGAAGCCCUCUCAGUCUUUAGCGAGUGAGGAAGCCCACUUCAUCGUUAGCCAGGGAUUUUCUGCGUAUCUGCGAAUGAGCAAAGCCACCGGGGAGAUUGAUAGUUCUCUAGAACCCUUGCUCAAAGCAGCUACUCCCCGGUACCGGCGACUCACUGGAUUUCUAGAAGCAAUGAUUACUUACGAGGACCAACUUAAUCACAAGAAGAGCUCCCCAUCUCAAAGUGAGAGUAGUUCCAAUAGCGAAAGUGAUGAGGACCCUUUCAUGAAAAGUCUCAUUGAAAACUUACCUAGUCCAUCGCAUCGACAUCGGUUAGCAUCUUUGCAGUUGCUUAGCCGUCUCGACGCGGCUUCGGAUGAGUUGGACUCUUUGGCAACCAUGAUCCAGACAGAACAAACGCCCCUAGAAUUUCAAAAUACUCGUCUUAUUUCUGUUCACAUACGGAAGCUGGCAGCAACUUAUCCCCAGCUCAGUAAGGACUCGUGGCUCCGACAAGCAAUCCCAAAAUUUCUCUUUGGACAGAUGACAGUGCGGUUGACUCCAAUUUGGGAUUCCGCGGUGGAAGCAUUGCAGCAGAUUGGCGAAGUAAAGUCCGGAGAGGAAGUUAUAUGCGAUAUUGCGUUCGACUGGAUAGAAUCACCAUCCAAGCGAUGGGAGGGUUCGCAGAAGGAAGCUAUAGCUUCAUCAAAUACUGGCCUCACAGAUUUCGAGUGCUGGAACCUGUCGAGUUUGCACAGAAAAGCUGAAGAAGCAGAGCGCGUAUUAAAAUGCUAUUCCGAAAUCAUGUCAGAACAUUUCGAAGUUAGCCAGAGUUUGGUGUCCGCCAUGCCUGCUAACGCAAGGUCUCAAGCACUCAAAGUCUUCUCGGCUACGCCCGGUAUAGUAGAGAAAAGAUCUCGCAAAUUAGUGCCUUACUUACUGUCGUGGACAAGAGAUACCGAGGAGCAAGAUGACAACGAAAUCAAACCACCCGAGCAGCUUUCUGGCGGAUCCUGGUCCCUCUUUGACAAGAAAGCUCUUUUGGGUGUAUUUGGUCAAUUCUCAAACCCCAAGGUGUUGUACCAAAGCCAACAGGUUUACGAUGUGCUUCUAGGUCUACUUGCCAAUGGUGACGUAGAAGUCCAGAAGUCUGCUCUCAAAGCCAUCUUAACUUGGAAGCAGGAGGGAGUUAAGCCUUACCAAGAAAAUCUAGAAUAUCUUCUUGACGAAGCCAGAUUUAAAAACGAGCUGACUGUGUUGUUUCAAGGCGAACAGCAGAUUCGACUGGAACACCGCUCCGAGCUCAUGCCUGUACUACUCAGACUUCUCUAUGGAAGGUCAAUUUCAAAGAAGGGAACUGCAAGUGGACGUCAUGGUCUUCAUGCUACUAGACUGGCUGUUUUAAGACAGCUAAGUAUUGAAGACAUGGGGGAAUUCCUUGAUAUUGCUCUUGGUGAUCUUCGUGGGAUUAGCGUUCUCGAGGAUACUCAGCUGCGCGAAAACAUCUUUGAUGACGAAGUGUUGACCGUGCGAAAGCAGGUUGGAUUUCUUAAUAUGAUGGAAGCCAUAAUUAACGAGAUGGGCACUGGUGUUGUCUCCUUUGCCAAUAAGAUCCUCAAUGCAGUACUCUAUUGCCUCAUACUCUCCUCGCGAAGGUUAAACCAGAAUAAUGAGGACAUAGAAGAAGAUCUACCCGCACAAAGCUCCCUUCUUCGAGUUGUCAAGGGAACAUCCCUCAAGUGUCUGAUUGCAUUACUUCGGAAUGCCUCUGGUUUCGACUGGACACCUUAUAAGGAUGUGUUCAUUAAAGAGGUUGUAAGCCCGCGUCUGGAGAAGCUUCCAACGGAAACAACUCAAGGUGUAUCCGGAACCCUUCAAUUUAUUGCGACAUUAUCACAACUUCCGAAGACGGCUUUAUUUCUCUCCACUGACAAACGCAUCAUUGGAAAGUUAAUGGAAUGUCUCAAACUUGAGAAAACCAAGGACGAAGUCAAGAUUUUUGCAUUGAGCAUUGUACGCAGCCUGGUCGGAAUUUCUCAGCAGCCGGCUAUAGAAUCCGAAUUCAAUGAGCUGAUACGAGAAGAAAUUCUAGACCCUAAUGUCAAUGCUAUAUUGGAAAGUAUCGGCGUGGCCCUGACAUCUAAAGGGGAAGUGAGCCGGGAUCUACUCAUGGCAUGUGUUGAGUGUGUAGUAGAGUUAUCUCCAGUUAUUCAAAAGUCGGCUCAUGUCACGAAUCUCAUUGACAUUUCAGUUUCUCUUCUUAAUCAACCCUCACGACGUGUUAAUCCUAAAGCCAAGGGACUGGUCCUUGCAAUGCUGGAAAAUUUCAUCAAGCUCGCAGGAGCGGAUCUUCGCGCAGAGUUGAAAGACCAGAUCUAUUCGACAAUAGCAUCUCUCUUUGGGUUCUUCAAGGACCGUACCAACCGACAAGCGUUGUCAAGUGUAUUGGCAGUAUUAUACCCAGAUGACCCGUUAUGUCUUGAAUUAUCUUCACUUUGUGCAGAUCUGAAUUCUUAUGACAGCAGCCGUGUCGAUGAACCAGAUUACGAAAAACGACUGGCAGCUUUUAAUGCUAUUCUGCGCGCAAGAGAUAUACCCUACACUCCACGAGAUUGGGAGCCGUUAAUACACAACAUGACCUUUUAUAUAAAGCACGACGAGGAGUAUGGGAUUCUGUCUGCGAACUCUGCUGAUGGCCUGUGCAAAUUUAUAGAAACCGUUGCGUGUUCGAAGGGUGAAGAGCAGGCUAAAUUCUAUGAUAUGCUGUCAAAUGUCUUGAUGCCAUCUCUAUACUCUAAUGCGCGGGAAUCAUCAGAAACUGUGAGAAGAGAGACUGUGAAGGUAUUUGGAGUUUUGGUAUCACGGAUGCCUUCUUGGUCUCCAAUUGCUGACCUUGUGGCAAUCAACCCCGAGCCAGACGAGGGUGACCCGGACCCAAGCUUCUUUAACAAUAUCCUCAGUCCUGCAGCAGCACGUCAGAUGCGAGCACUACAGCUAUUAACCAAAGCUAGCCUGCAUACGUCUUUGAAUAGCAAACACUUAACUCACUUCUUCGUACCUCUCCUCGAACAUUUUAUUUUCGACCGAGAGGAGGGGAGUGACGACCAUGGUGUGGGAGCUCAGGCUGCAACAACAAUUGCUGAUAUAGCCUCGUCUCUAGAAUGGCCACAGUAUCGAGCCGUCCUCCGCAGAUAUAUCAGCUAUAUCGAGUCGAAACCGGAACUCCAGAAACAGUUGAUCAGGCUUCUCGGUAAAUUCGUGGACACCCUCGCGAUGGUGGCAGCAGAAAAACGUCAAGAUGUGAUGGAAGUUGAUUCUAUUCCUAUCGUAGAGCUAUCGAGGAAAUCUAAAUUGGCAGCCACAAUGCCAGCGCAGGAGAAGCUGAACGAAGACAUCUUGACCAAUAUCCUACCACCUCUUCUGGAGUACAUUCACGAGAAAGAUGAAACUACAGUUAGUUCGCGUGUUCCUGUUGGCAUCAUCAUCGUAAAGAUCUUGAAAGUGUUACCAAGCGAGUCGCUGAACCAAAAGCUGCCUGGAGUCCUUACGGAUAUUUGCCAUAUCCUGCGCAGCAAGGCUUGGGAUUCAAGAGAGAUGGCACGGAGUACACUUGCGACCAUGACCUCGCUUCUUGGGCCAUCUUAUUUUGGAUUUGUCCUUAACGAGCUUAGAGGUGCUCUCACGAAGGGAUACCAACUACACGUCCUGUCAUAUACAAUGCAUACCAUCCUAGUUCAUGUCACACCCCAAUUCCGGGCGGGAGAUCUUGAUUAUUGCCUCGAUAAAAUUGUUAGCGUGAUAAUGGACGACAUAUUUGGUGUCGUAGGACAAGAGAAAGACGCAGAAGAAUAUAUUAGCCAAAUGAAAGAGAUCAAGAGCAGCAAGAGCCAGGAUUCGAUGGAACUUAUUGCACGAACUGCUUCUAUUAGCCACCUGGUUGACCUUGUUCGGCCUCUUCAGUCUCUAUUACUUGAGAAACUCAACCUCCGUAUGGUACGAAAAAUUGACGACCUAUUGUCGAGGAUAACUUCUGGCUUGCUGGGUAAUUCUGCCGCUGAUAGCCGGGAUACCUUAGUUUUUUGCUAUGAGGUCAUUCAGCAGGUAUAUGAAAGCCACAAGCCGCGCUCAGAGUCAAGACUCGACCCGAAACUUAGGCGUUAUCUUAUCCAGAAAGGCGCCAACAAAAGUGGCGAUCGCAGUACAACUAGCAAGUAUACAUACAAACUGGUUAGAUUUGCCGUUGAUGUUCUGCGAUCUGUACUAAAAAAGUACGAUGAUAUCCGUAACGCAGUCAACAUUACAGGGUUCAUACCAAUCUUGGGUGAUGCUCUCGUUGGAGGCGAAGAGGAAGUUAAGAUAGCAACUUUUAAACUCCUGACCGUUCUUGUUAAAGUUCCGUUCAAGACCGAUGAUUCAACAAAGCUCUACAAAGUAGCUUCGAAAGAGGCUUCGAAAUGUAUCUCGGCAUCUAUUUCGACUGCAACAGAUCUCGCGCAAAGUGCACUUAAACUUAUGUCUGUCAUCAUCAGAGACCGCCGUGAUGUUGCUAUCAAAGACGCAGCCGUUGAUAUGCUCCUCGGGAAAGUCAAGGAUGACCUAACGGAACCUCUUUAUCGUCAUGUCACAUUUAACUUCCUGCGAUCAGUUCUUGAUAGGAAGGUUGAGACUGCUACUGUUUAUGAUACAUUGGACUAUGUCGGAGGUAUCAUGAUCACGAAUGACGACAAAGACACACGAGACCUAGCUCGGGGCGCAUUCUUCCAGUUCCUUCGAGACUACCCUCAGAAGAAGAACAGAUGGGCUAAGCAGCUUAGCUUUAUCGUGGCAAAUCUGAAAUAUGAGAGGGAAGGUGGCCGUCUCUCUGUCAUGGAAAUUGUUCAUCUUUUGUUGAUGAAAUCUGCCGAUGACUUCGUGCAGGAAAUUGCAACAACUUGUUUCAUCCCUCUGGUUUUCGUCUUGGUCAACGACGACAGCGAAAAGUGUCAAUUAGCAGCCGGCGAAUUGCUCAAAGAGAUCUUUCGAAAGGCAGAUAAAGAGCGAGCAUCGAAAUUUCUGUCGCUCAUGCGGGCUUGGAUAGAGCAAGAUGACAACUCUUCGGUCUUACAAUUAGCGGUCCGAGCGUUUACGUUAUAUUUCGAAGGCAGGGAACCUGCGUCUAGGGAUCGUAAAGACUUGGACCUCUUGCUUGAGACGUCAGCUAAUGUUUUGGGCGACUAUUCAACUUUUGCAAACGAUUCUGAUUUGAUUAACACAAUUCUACGGACAAUACCAAUCCUUAUAGAGAAGCACCCAGCAGUAACAUUGGCACACGAGAGACUGUGGCAGUCUAUCUCAAAUCCACUCUCACAUCCGGACCCCACUGUUAAAGUCUCAAGCGUACGGUUACUACGAAUAUACCUGACUGAUUUCUACGACAAUAAUAAGAACGCUGUCAAUAACCAGGCUAUUCUUGGAUCUUACGGUCUUCGGUUACAGCCGCAUAUAGUCGGACAACUGACGCUCUAUGCCGUAGGCGUUCUUAGCCCAGCAACUUUAAGGAGAUGGAAAAGGAGAUUGCAAAAGAAAAAUAGUUCUGCAUCUUUCGGCGAUAAUGACGGGAAAAGUUUUAUUGAGAACCCAGUAGAACUAGACGAGGCUCUAGCUGCCGAUUUCAGCCGUGUCAUUCUGAUGCUGAGCAAAUUCUUAGAUAUUGAUUCGGUAGAUUCUGAAUCUUCCGACAACGACGCAGGCAGCUCUAAAGACAGCGAAGAUGAAUGGGGUGGUUUUGAUGAUGGCGAAAAGGAGAAGGCUUAUAACAUCACUCUCCAUACGUUAUUUGUCUGGUUGUCUGAAAUUCUCGUUGAAGAGACGCCACCUAAAGCCGAUGCCCUUAUCCCUAAAGUCGCGGCACUGGAUAUAAUAUCCAUCUUGACAUCGACGUUGCCUGAAACAUCCUUGCGACCCUCGCUCAACAUCCUACUCACACCAUUACACCAUCUCACCGAUCCCUCAAUCCCAACACCCUUCUCGCUUAACGAGGUCUUCAAGACGCGAUACGAGGGGCUGAAGACGAAGGCGGAGGAAACUAUGGAGGUUCUACAGAAGAAGUUCGGCACUGCCGAGUACACGAAGGAACUGCUGGCCGUGCGGGACCGCGCUAGAAACCGUCGCGAGAGCAGAUCGAAGAAGAGGAAGAUCGAGGCUGUGACGCAGCCUGAGCGCUUCGGCCAGUGGAAGAAGGGCCGUCUGGACAAGAAAGUCAAGCGCAAGAAGGAGAGAGGGUUGGAGAACCGGAAUCGUCGGAGAGAGUAUUAGGGGAGCUAUUGGGUGGUGUGUGUUUAUUUGUUAUGCCAUGCUUAAAGCGUGGCUGGUGUUAGUGAGGCACGUUUAAAAUAGGGAAAUGGGAUAAUUUAAUUUAAUUUCGUAUAUGCAGGAAUGUGAAAUGAUAUUAACUGUUCUUUUAUUAUGAACGUCAUGGGGCUUCCAUAGGUUUUCACUACUUCUAAAGUUGGUAGUUAUUUGAACUUCGAUUUUCU